AUGAGAAAGGAGUACGAAGUUUCCUUGGCCAUGCUGGCUUUUACCGUCGCUUCAUCAAGGACUUCUAGUAAAAUCACCCAACCACUCACCGCGCUGCUGUGCAAGGAUGCUAAAUUUGAGUGGUCGAGUGAAUGUGAGGAGGCUUUCCUGAUUUUGAAGGAGACACUCAUCACCUCUCCCAUCAUCUCGGCACUAGUGUGGAGCGAGCCAUUUGAGCUGAUGACAGACGCAAGCGACUAUGCCGUCGGUGUUGUAUUAGGACAGAAGGUGGAGUCCAAGCUGAAUAUCACUUAUUAUGCCAGUAGGAUGCUAGACUUCGCUAAAAGGAAUUACACUAUGACUGAGAAGAAACUACUAGUCAUUGUCCUUUCUUUCGAAAAAUUUAGACAGUAUCUGAUCGGGACCAAUACCAUAGUUCACACUGACCAUGCAGCGAUCAAAUAUUUGAUGGAGAAGAAGAAGACUAAGGCCCACUUGAUUCGUUGGGUUAAGAAGCCAUGGUUUGCAGACUUAGCAAAUUUCUUGGCCACAGGACAGUUUUCUACUCACACAAUUUUAAGGAAAAAUGAGCGUCUUCUCAGCUUGGCAAAGAACUAUUUUUGGGAUGAACCUUAUUUGUUCAACAUCGGCUCUGAUGGAAUUAUCCGUCAUUGUGUAGCAGAAUCAGAAGUCUUGUUGACCUUGAAUGAAUGUCAUGGAUCCCAUAAAGGUGUUGAUGCCUUUGCCAAGGCUUGCGACAAGUGGCAAAGAUUAGGCUCUAUCUCGAAGCGAGAUAAGAUGCCUCAUACUGGAAUUUUAUUUUUGGAAUUGUUUGAUGUAUGUGGAAUAGAUUUUAUGGGACCUUUUCUGAAUUCAAAUGGAAAGCAUUAUAUCUUAGCGGCGAUGGAUUAUGUGACCAAGUGGGUUGAAGCGCAAGUGCUCUCUACUAAAGAUUCCCACUCUAUGAUCCGCUUCCUAAAGUACAUUAUUUUUCUGAGAUUUGGGGUUCCGAAGACUAUCAUCAAUGAUGAAGGCACCCAUUUUGUGAAUAAGGCGCUACAAUCUUGCCUUCAACAGUAUGGGGUCACCAACAUCUAA
This is a messenger RNA of Andrographis paniculata, 1077 nucleotides long. RefSeq lists its product as uncharacterized. The transcript is spliced from 3 exons. Gene Ontology annotation, biological process: DNA integration. The record is from RefSeq and is a predicted model, not a curated record. Gene Ontology annotation, molecular function: nucleic acid binding. The coding region runs from base 1 to 1077 and encodes 358 amino acids. Lineage: Eukaryota; Viridiplantae; Streptophyta; Magnoliopsida; Lamiales; Acanthaceae.